This is a messenger RNA of Propithecus coquereli (Coquerel's sifaka), 543 nucleotides long. It is a transcript of the gene LEMD1, whose product is annotated as LEM domain containing 1. The record is from RefSeq and is a predicted model, not a curated record. Lineage: Eukaryota; Metazoa; Chordata; Mammalia; Primates; Indriidae. The transcript has 5 exons. The coding region runs from base 1 to 543 and encodes 180 amino acids.
AUGGUGGAUGUGAAGUGUCUGAAAGACUGCGAAUUGCAGAGCCACCUUGAGAAGCUUGGAUAUUCACCUGGCCCAAUACUACCUUCCACGAGAAAGUUGUAUGAGAAAAAGUUAGUGCAAUUGUUGGUCUCACCUCCCUGUGCACCACCUGUGACGAAUGGACCCAGAGAGCAGGAUGGACCUCAGGACUGUGAUGACAGCGAAGAGAUCAAUAUCAUGUUGAAAGGAAAUACCAUACUCUCAACAGAAAAAUGCAAGGAACUCAGAAACAGAGUCGAGUGUUCCACCACUAAACCAAAACCUGUAGAUAUCUACUGCCUGGAUUAUAAGCCUUCCGGGGCAAUAAGGUGUGCUGCAAGAGCACCAAGCAUCAGAAUCCAAGACGGGACUGUCAACGAAAAGAAAGACUACUGCGCGGUGGACCGGAGCGCGGGGAGCAGCAGAGAAGGCUUCCCAGUGGGCUUGAAGCUCGCCGUGCUUGGCAUCCUCAUCAUCGUGGUGUUUGUCUACAUAACGGUGGAAAAGAAGCCCCUGUUUGGUUAG